UUAAAAUCUUUUAAAAAAAUGGGUAAGAGAAUCAGAGCACAAAGAAAGGGCAAAUCAAACAGUGUUUUCAAAGCACAUUAAAAUUAAAGAAUCGGAUCUCCUUAAUACAGACAUCUUGAUUAUGCUGAGAGACACGGCUAUGUCAGAGGUGUGAUUACUGCUAUUCGUCACGAUCCAGGACGAGGAGCUCCACUUGCUGAGGUUGAAUUCAAGGACCCAUACAAGUACACUAAAGUCACUAAGCUCUUCAUUGCUCCUGAAGGAUCAUACACUGGCUAAUACAUUUAUUGCGGAGCAAAAGGUAACAUUUAGUUUGUGAAUCUUAGCUUAAUUGGCUACAGGAAAUGUUCUCCCAAUUGGAUAAAUCCCAGAGGGUACAGUAGUUUGCAAUUUGGAGGAACACCCAGGAGAUAAGGGAGCUUUGGGAAGAGCCACUGGUUGUUACGCCACCAUUAUUGGUCAUUCAGAUGAUGGAACAACAACAAGAGUUAGAUUACCAUCUGGUACCAGAAAAACACUUAGUGCUCUUUGCAGAGCCACAGUUGGUAAUUUAAUUGAAUUUAUUUUAGGAUUGAUUGCUGGAGGAGGUAGAACUGAAAAGCCCAUCCUUAAGGCAGGAAGACAAUUCCACAAAUACAGAAGACUCAGAAAAUGCUGGCCAAAGGUUAGAGGUGUGGCCAUGAAUCCAGUUGAUCAUCCUCAUGGUGGUGGUAAUUAACAACAUAUUGGUCAUCCAUCCACACUUUCAAGAUAUGCUCCUCCUGGUCAAAAAGUCGGUCUUGUUGCUGCAAGAAGAUCAGGUCUACUCAGAGGUGGUGCUUAACUUAAACAAAUGGACGAAGAUUUGGCAGCACAAUAAGCAAAAAAAUGAUAUUGAUUAUCUAUAAUCGU
This is a messenger RNA of Paramecium octaurelia, 891 nucleotides long. NCBI's taxonomy places the organism in Eukaryota, Ciliophora, Oligohymenophorea, Peniculida, Parameciidae. The record is from the annotation of a GenBank genome assembly.